AUGACCCCCGAAGACGAAAUGUACGGGACGGAGAAGAGCUUUGGGAGAGCAUCGCAAGGGUCCGACUACUUUGGCGAGUCCUCGCGGUACCAAGACGGCCUUGGGCGGAGGGUGAUUGAGAGUUUUAAGAGAGAUCCGAACUUCGCCAUGACCAUGGCUCCCAAGGGAACGACGGCAGCAGAAGGCAACAUUUUCGAUCCAGAAGCAGCAGCAGCGAAUACGGCAAACUCGCCACUCGCGCGAAGGCUGAAGGGCCGACAUUUACAGAUGAUAGCAAUCGGAGGUUCCAUAGGUACCGGUCUCUUUGUCGGCUCGGGACAAGCGCUAGCAAAUGGUGGCCCAGCGUCGCUCGUCAUAUGUUAUUGCCUCGUCGGUAUAAUGUUGUACACCACUGUCCACGCGCUGGGCGAGAUGGCAGUUCUGUUCCCGGUCGCUGGUUCCUUCUCUGCAUACUCUACCCGCUUUCUGGAUCCGGCAUGGGGUUUCGCCAUGGGUUGGAACUAUGCUCUGCAAUGGCUUGUCGUCCUUCCACUCGAAAUCGUCGCCGCUACCUUCACCAUUGAAUACUGGAGUGGUGGGUCCAUUGACAACAAUGCAUGGGUAGCAGUCUUUUUGUUCCUGGUCGUUGUCAUCAACUUGUUCGGUAUCAAGGGAUAUGGAGAGGCAGAGUUCAUCUUCGCCAUCAUCAAAAUUACGGCAGUCAUUGGCUUCAUCAUUCUGGGUAUAAUCAUCAACAUUGGCGGUGGUCCGGACGGCGGCUACAUCGGUGCAAGAUACUGGCGCGACCCAGGGCCCUUCAACAACGGCUUCAAGGGCGUCUGCAGCGUCUUCGUCAACGCCGCCUUCGCCUUUUCUGGAACUGAACUCGUGGGUCUGGCCGCUGCAGAAACUGCUAAUCCGCGCAAAUCCCUCCCUACUGCCGUAAAACAAGUCUUCUGGCGCAUCUCCCUGUUUUACAUUGUCUCUCUCACUAUUGUCGGGCUGUUAGUUCCUUACAACGACAGGCGUCUCCUACAGGACAAGAACAACGCCGAUGUCGUUGCUUCGCCUUUUGUAAUCGCCAUCCAAAAUGCUGGUAUCCAAGGCCUACCCUCGGUCUUCAACGCCGUCAUCAUGAUUGCUGUACUCUCUGUCGGAAACUCGUCCAUCUACGGUUCAUCACGUACUCUUGCUGCACUGGCAGAGCAACAUCAAGCCCCCAAGAUCUUUGCCUACAUUGACCGUCAGGGCCGCCCUCUAGUUUCGAUUGCGUUCGCUUCUUCCCUCGGUCUUCUUGCUUUUCUUGCUGGCGCAGAUCGCAAACUGCAAGACGCGGCAUUCAAUUGGCUACUCGCCCUCUCCGCCCUCUCUGCAGUUUUCACAUGGUUGUCCAUUUGCUUGGCUCAUAUCCGCUUCCGCCAGGGCUGGAAAGUUCAAGGACACAGCCUGGACGAGCUUGCUUUCCGCUCACAGCCUGGCAUCAUCGGUUCUUAUAUUGGACUGUGUUUGAACAUUCUCGUCCUCGUGGCACAGUUUUACGUGUCCGUUGCGCCCAUCGACAUGAACGUACUGUCAACCUCACAGCGCCUACAGCGCUUCUUCAGUGUUUAUCUCGCCCUUCCAGUCACCCUGGCAUUUUAUUUUCCCUAUAAGCUGUGGUUCCGUACCUCAUUUGUACGAUCCCACAAUAUGGAUCUCGUUACCGGAAUCCGGGAGCUGAACUUGCAAGUACUGAUUGAAGAGGAGCGCGAAGAGAAGCGGAGAUGGCCCAAGUGGAAGAAGGUGUACAAGUUUUUUUGUUGA
This is a messenger RNA of Pyrenophora tritici-repentis Pt-1C-BFP, 1782 nucleotides long. RefSeq names its product LysP, Amino acid transporter. The record is from RefSeq and is a predicted model, not a curated record. Gene Ontology annotation, biological process: amino acid transmembrane transport. Gene Ontology annotation, molecular function: amino acid transmembrane transporter activity. Gene Ontology annotation, cellular component: membrane. NCBI's taxonomy places the organism in Eukaryota, Fungi, Ascomycota, Dothideomycetes, Pleosporales, Pleosporaceae.